CGGGUGGAGGUCUGCGUCAAGAGAAGGCUGUUUCCCGUGGUGGUGCCGGUCAAAGGGUCCGGUAGGCGAGAACGGUGGGAAACAUUCGUCCUUAAGUGUUGAAGAGAUGCUCAAGCGCGCCCGGGCGAAGCGGGAUCAACAAGCUCAUUUCGAGGGCAUGCCGCACAACUACAGACGGAUGCGUAACAGGGAAUGGAAGCUACAGGACCUGCAAAACCGUUUGUUGGAGGUGGGGGUGAACAGGAUGACUGACGACAUCGGCAAAAAGUGGGACAACCUCUUCCAACAGUACAAGAAAAUGCAACGGUAUCAGAACGCAUCUGGGGGGAAGAACUUCUUCAACCUGACACCUGCAUUGAGAACGAAAGAAGGUCUCUACUUCAGAAUGGACGAGUGGAUAUACGAUGAGAUCGACGCCAUGUCGAAGGGCAACAAGACCAUCUACUCGAGCAAUGUCGCCAACACGAGCGGCCAUGGAGGAGUGCAGAUGCCAUGUUCCCCUUUCGUUGCUGGAGAAUCCGCCGCAGGGGGUGAUAGGAACGACGAUGACGGAUGCUCGAUGCGGGAGUCCGACCUCAGUGCAGGCAGCACGGGAGGGAACUGCAAGAGGAAGACCAUGCGCCAACAUACAUUUGACGCCAUAGCUGAAGUUAUGGAGAAGCAUGGCGCAUUGAUGGCUGAAAGUAUCGAGGGGGCCAGCAAGCAACAAUGUUCCAUUAUGGAGCGGCAAUGUGACAUACUCGAGCGUGAGGUUGAUGCCCAACAGCCGCACUACGAGGUGUCUGAUGAGGCGAACAGGAUGAUGUGCACUGUAUAGCUGGAGAUCGCCAAAGCCAUCAGGGAUAGGUCCUGAUGGCGCCUUUGCUCGUGUGUCUGCCGAUAUUCUCCCACGGUCGAUC
Molecule: messenger RNA, 899 nt
Organism: Chara braunii
Lineage: Eukaryota; Viridiplantae; Streptophyta; Charophyceae; Charales; Characeae
Source: the annotation of a GenBank genome assembly